This is a messenger RNA of Brassica napus (rape), 808 nucleotides long. RefSeq lists its product as uncharacterized. NCBI's taxonomy places the organism in Eukaryota, Viridiplantae, Streptophyta, Magnoliopsida, Brassicales, Brassicaceae. The coding region runs from base 80 to 640 and encodes 186 amino acids. The transcript has 3 exons. The record is from RefSeq and is a predicted model, not a curated record.
GUGGCUGUGAAUCAUUUCACCGCUUGAGACUCUGUUUUAGACCAAAGUCGAGUACUUUCAUCCUUUUUUUUGUUCAAAAAUGGCCACGUCUUUGGCCUCCCUUCCGACAAGUUUUUGUCUGAACCAUGUUGAUGAGUGUUGCAAGCGUUCACCCACCAAACCAUCAUUGUCAAGCUAUCAUCCAGCCGCGAAGAGGAGCCUGAUGGGCCACUCGCUGCGCUGCCACGAAUUUAGUAGUACAGCGAGGAGAUUCGUAGUGAUGGCUGCGACUGAAGGAUCUAGAAAAUCUAAAGAAAGUCAACCGUCUUGGGCGAAUCCUGACUCGGACGAGCCACCUCCUUGGGCCAGAGACGAAGGAGGCUCUUCUUCUUCUACAUCUCAAGAGAGCUUUGAGGUUCCCUUCUUCGUUUAUCUGCUUGCCUCAGCGAUCACUGCCAUUGCUGCUAUUGGUUCUGUUUUUGAGUACUCGAGUAGGAAUCCAGUGUUCGGUGUCUUGGAAUCCGACAGCAUCUUUUAUACUCCUGUUCUUGGUUUCUUUGCUUUCACUGGAAUCCCCACUUCUGUGUUCCUAUGGUUCAAAUCCGUUGAAGCUGCUAACAAGGAAGCUGCGGAACAAGAUAAAAGAGAUGGAUAUCGUUAACCUCUCUUUCGCAACUUUUACAGUGGUUGGUGUUGUCCUCCACAUACUUAUGAAGAUAUUAUGCAUUAUUAAUUAAAGGAGCUUGACUAAAAUUCACACUUCACUUCACUAUAUAUUAAUACCUGCUUUAUUUUUUUGUUAGUUCUAUCAAUAUCACCACUUGUUCAA